AUGGAUCAUAUAGAAUUUGAAAAAGAUCUUAUUGCUGUAUUACUUGUUGUUGAAAGUGUUCAUGACAAAAAUAAACUUUUAUAUAAAUAUGAAGAAAUUAAGACAUAUAAACGAAUACAUGAACCAAUUUCUUUUUAUACACCUUAUUCAAUUGUUAUUGCAAAAGACUUUGAUCCACCAAGUGUUAAAGAUGAUGACGCAUCUCGACGGACAUUUUUAAAUUUUGAUGAAACAACUCUUUCAAUCUUAACUAGUCCAUAUUCUCAUGGAAAUCAUGUUGAAGUACAAGUUGAUGAUGUUAUUUUUGUCGGACAUACACUUGGCUUAGAAAACAAUAAAAAUUUAAAAUCAUUUGCAAUAUUUUUCGCACUUCGAGCUAUCGCUAAAGCUUCUGUUAUAUUAUCUUAUCAAGAAAUGAGUAAACGUAUUGGUACAGCGAUACGCUGUGAAGAACAACGAACAUCCUACUUAAAUCAAGAAUAUGCAAAAUUAAUAAGUGUUAUUCAACAGCAUGAUAUUGAAGCAAACGAUCGAUUAAAUCGUGCGCAAAAUGAAGAUGAUGUAAAAGAACGUGAAGAAAAAGAUCAAACAAAAGAAAAAAUUUAUUCAACAAUGGUUGAUCAAAGUAUGCUAGCAGCGACAUUAAAACAAAUAUAUAUUGAUUUACAAGUGUCCGGUGAAAUAAAUAUAACAAUUAAUAAUUGGUUAAAUGUUUCUUGUUGUUUACCACAUCGAUCAGUUCCUAUAAAUUGUCCACUAGAAACUGAUCAUGUUUUUCAUGUUCUUUCAAAUGCUGAACAAUAUCUUAAACCAUAUUAUGGCUUAUUACUUGUAAUUGAUCCAUCAGUCUUGCUUGCUUCUUUACCAACGGAUAGUUCAUCAACAUUAAAUACACUUGUAAGACAUCUUCGUUCAUCCUAUUCACUGUCUCGUUUAUCAAUAGAAACCAGUAUACCACUUUCUCAAAUCUAUCGUCUCACAGCUCAUUUACUUUAUUGGGGUCGAGCAAAAAUCAUCUAUCCUAUCCAUGAUGAUAAUGUUUAUAUUAUCUCACCUGACGCAGACAUAUCCAAACAAGGAUCUCUAGCAAAAAUGUAUAAAGAAACAUUUCAAAAUACAUCUAAUUAUCCGACAUUACAAGAAGCAUUAGCUGAAUAUUCAGAUGCAAUUACAUUUUUUGAUCAUAUAUCACGUAAUGAUAAUGAAACCGAUCUGCGUGAACGCAUCCAAUGUGUUGAAUGGUUACUUCGUCAUCGUUUGCUUAUUCAAGUUCAUUAUUAUUAUUAUCUUCUUUUGCCAAAUGAUGAUCGAAAUGAUUUUAAAGAUGAAUAUAAACGAACACGCUUACCUCGGUCACGUGCACAACUUGUGAGGCUUUCGUCUGAAUUAGCAACAUUGUCUUCAUCUCCCAUGACAAAUACGUUUUCAUAUUCAUCUACUCAUCAUUCUAAGUCAACAGAUACAUUAAAAGCUUUAGCAAACACUAGUCAUGACGAUGUAUUUGUUCCGGCAUCAUUAAAUAUUAUUACAACAGCAACUGCAGAUCGAAUAUCAUUAUAUCUUCAACAAAUAACACAAGUUUUGCCAAAUGAACGAGCUGAAUAUCGACAGCGUCUUGCAUCAGCUAUUAAAGAGGCAAAAGAACAACAUGUUGCUGAUUUUCUUAAAAUUAUUAAAUAUCUCAAUGGAACUUAUCAUCUUGAAGAAAUAGCUUCACUUGAAAACAUGACACGUUUACAAAUAUUAACAAUAAUAGAACAUUUUCAAUCUAUUGUUAUUCCUGCUCUUCAUCCUGAUCCAAAUUCGAUUUUGCAAAUAUAG
Molecule: messenger RNA, 1821 nt
Organism: Rotaria sp. Silwood2
Lineage: Eukaryota; Metazoa; Rotifera; Eurotatoria; Philodinida; Philodinidae
Source: the annotation of a GenBank genome assembly